UGGUGGGCAGUUGACCGUUCUUGGUGGGGGGAGAGUAGGCCUGGGUGAGGGAUGAGGUUGGGGGGUGCAGAGGGAAGAGAUGGAGUGGAGGGCAAGACCUGAUGACCCCUUUCCCUGCUUUGCCCCACAUCGGGGAGGUGGGGUGAGAAGCCAGGCCCCUGAGUGCGGAUGGAAGAGGAAUGCUGGCCGGGUCCGCUCACAAAAAAACGUGACGAGGCGACGCUCAAUCCGCCAGACACAGAUAUCCGGGACUCUGGGAAGAAGCCGGUGAUGCUGUUUCUGCACGGCGGCUCCUACAUGGAGGGUACCGGGAACAUGUUCGACGGCUCCGUCCUGGCCGCCUACGGCAACGUCAUCGUAGCCACGCUCAACUACCGGCUUGGGGUGCUCGGCUUUCUCAGCACCGGAGACCAAGCUGCGAAAGGCAACUACGGACUCCUGGACCAGAUUCAGGCCCUGCGCUGGCUCAGUGAGAACAUUGCCCACUUUGGGGGUGACCCCGAGCGCAUCACCAUCUUUGGAUCGGGGGCAGGGGCCUCCUGCGUCAACCUUCUGAUCCUCUCUCACCACUCAGAAGGGUUGUUCCAGAAGGCCAUCGCCCAGAGCGGCACUGCCAUCUCCAGCUGGUCUGUCAACUACCAGCCGCUCAAAUACACGCGGCUGCUGGCGGCCAAAGUGGGCUGCGACCGGGAGGACAGCGCCGAAGCCGUGGAGUGCCUGCGCCGGAAGCCCUCCCGGGAGCUGGUGGACCAGGACGUGCAGCCCGCCCGCUACCACAUCGCCUUCGGGCCCGUGGUGGACGGUGACGUCGUCCCCGAUGACCCUGAGAUCCUCAUGCAGCAGGGAGAAUUCCUCAACUAUGACAUGCUCAUCGGCGUCAACCAAGGAGAGGGCCUCAAGUUCGUAGAGGACUCCGCCGAGAGCGAGGACGGUGUGUCCGCCAGCGCCUUUGACUUCACCGUCUCCAACUUCGUGGACAACCUGUACGGCUACCCGGAGGGCAAGGACGUGCUUCGGGAGACCAUCAAGUUUAUGUACACGGACUGGGCCGACCGGGACAACGGCGAAAUGCGGAGAAAGACCCUGCUGGCGCUCUUUACAGACCACCAGUGGGUGGCACCGGCUGUGGCCACCGCCAAGCUGCACGCUGACUACCAGUCCCCCGUGUACUUUUAUACCUUCUACCACCACUGCCAGGCUGAGGGCCGGCCCGAGUGGGCGGACGCGGCGCACGGGGACGAGCUGCCCUACGUCUUUGGCGUGCCCAUGGUGGGCGCCACCGACCUCUUCCCCUGCAACUUCUCCAAGAACGACGUCAUGCUCAGCGCUGUGGUCAUGACCUACUGGACCAACUUCGCCAAGACUGGCGACCCCAACCACCCGGUACCGCAGGACACCAAGUUCAUCCACACGAAGCCCAACCGCUUCGAGGAGGUGGUGUGGAGCAAGUUCAACAGCAAGGAGAAGCAGUACCUGCACAUAGGCCUGAAGCCGCGCGUGCGCGACAACUACCGCGCCAACAAGGUGGCCUUCUGGCUGGAGCUCGUGCCGCACCUGCACAACCUGCACACGGAGCUCUUCACCACCACCACGCGCCUGCCGCCCUACGCCACGCGCUGGCCGCCGCGCCCGCCCCCCGGCGCCCCGGGGUGA
Molecule: messenger RNA, 1653 nt
Organism: Ailuropoda melanoleuca (giant panda)
Lineage: Eukaryota; Metazoa; Chordata; Mammalia; Carnivora; Ursidae
Gene: NLGN2
Product: neuroligin 2
Exons: 8
Coding region: 169-1653 (494 amino acids)
Cellular component (GO): membrane
Molecular function (GO): neurexin family protein binding
Source: RefSeq, a predicted model, not a curated record